This is a messenger RNA of Aureobasidium subglaciale EXF-2481, 708 nucleotides long. RefSeq lists its product as uncharacterized. NCBI's taxonomy places the organism in Eukaryota, Fungi, Ascomycota, Dothideomycetes, Dothideales, Saccotheciaceae. Gene Ontology annotation, molecular function: ribonuclease P RNA binding. The record is from RefSeq and is a predicted model, not a curated record. Gene Ontology annotation, cellular component: ribonuclease P complex; ribonuclease MRP complex. The transcript has 2 exons. Bases 1 to 708 code for a protein of 235 amino acids. Gene Ontology annotation, biological process: rRNA processing; tRNA 5'-leader removal.
AUGGCAGCAGCAGAAAAAGAGCACCCUGCUCUUGGUCUCCUCACCCGCGCUCACGACCCAUCGAUCAGCAACCAAAUCUUCCGCGAAAAGGUCCAAACCCGGCCUCUUCUCCUCCGUCCCUCUUCCCCCGAUCCUCGCGAAGAUGCCCGUUCAAAACGACAAAAGCUACGACUCGAGAAAGCGAAAGCCAACCGGAAAUCAAAGAAGCCUCGGCCCUUGACCGCAAAGCAAAAGAGGGAGCUUGCUGUCUAUGACAUUCCGAAGGAGCAGCAAAAGUACGACAUCUACGUGCCCAUUUGGAAGUUGUGGUCUUCAUACAUGCGGGACAUACUGAACAUGGACAAGUCUCGCCAUGUGAAUGCUAUGGGUGUUGGUCCUCUACUUGCGAGUGCAGACUAUCACGGCGCCAUGGUCGAUGUUGUCAGAUGUCGCUGCGUCGGAAGAGUUGGAAUCAGAGGCAUCGUCGUCAAGGAUACAAAGUUCACAUUGGAAGUCGUUACUCAAAACAACGAGCUCAAGACCAUACCCAAGGAACACACCAUCUUCAGAUUCGAAGUACCCUUUGCCGAACAAGACGACGACGGUGACAGCCAAAUGGCGGAACCACGCAAACCCUUUAUUUUCGAACUCCACGGUUCUCAGUUCGAGAACAGACCGGCAGACCGUGCAAACAGAAAGUUCAAGCAGCACAUUGAUCCAGACUUGUGA